Messenger RNA from Colletotrichum godetiae, 921 nucleotides. Its product is annotated as class II aldolase and Adducin domain-containing protein. Gene Ontology annotation, molecular function: actin filament binding. Lineage: Eukaryota; Fungi; Ascomycota; Sordariomycetes; Glomerellales; Glomerellaceae. The transcript has a single exon. The record is from RefSeq and is a predicted model, not a curated record. The coding region runs from base 1 to 921 and encodes 306 amino acids. Gene Ontology annotation, cellular component: cytoskeleton.
AUGGCUCCGUCUGCCGUUGUUAGCGACACCGAGUCCAUCGAGGCCCGCGCUGCCGCCAUCGUCCCCAAAGAGGUGUCGCACGCCAAGCAUGGCCAUGAGCUCGCCAACAAGACGCCUUUGCAGGCCAUGUCCCAUGGCGAUGUCGCUCUCGCCGGUAUCCCAAAGUUCCCUGACUUCGCCUCCAAGCGUCAAUGGCAACUCGAGCACAUGGCCGCCGCAUUCCGCCACUGGUAUCGCGAGGACUACAUCGAGGGCAUGAGCGGCCACAUCUCCGUCAGGGACCCCGAGCACCACGACGCCUUCUGGACAAACCCUCUCGGCAAGCACUUUGGUCUGCUCAAGGCCAGCGAUAUGAUUCUCGUCGACCUCGACGGCGAGGUUAUCGGCGGCAACCGCACCAAGCCUCCCAAUACGGCUGGCUUCUUGAUCCACGCUGCCGUGCACAAGGCCCGCCCUGAUGUUCACGCCGUCUGCCACAACCACAGCAUCCACGGCAAGGCCUGGUCAGUCUUUGGCCGCAGGCUUGAGAUGUUGACCCAGGACUCCUGCAAGUUCCGUGGCGAUGCUCACAGCGUCUACAACAGCUACGGCGGUGUCGUUCUGGGUCCUGAGGAGGGUGAGCUGAUUGCCGAAGCCUUGGGUCCCAAGGGCAAGGGCUGCAUUCUGCGAAACCACGGACUGUUGACGGUUGGUCGUACCGUUGACGAGGCCGCGUUUUUGUACACUUCCAUGGAGCGCAGCUGUCGCGUGCAGCUCCUGGCCGAGGCGGCCGCCGCCAACGGCUUGGCAAAGGUUCCCAUCACGGAUGAGGAGGCGCAGUUCAACUUUGACGUUGAGAGCGACCCGGAGAUUUGCUACUGCGAGUUCCAAGUUUACUACGACCUGGAGGAUGAGUUGACAAAGGGCGACUUUAAGAACUAA